UUCAUACAGUUAUUGAUGACAAUGUUCACCGGUUGGAUCAGCUAUGUCAAAGAAAUCAAGUAAAUCGCGGGGAGUGUUCAAUCUAGUGGAGUUUAGUUUUUUGGAGCUAAAGGCUGAGCUCAAUGGCGUUCUGAAAGUCAAAAGCCGUCAGCAGCUAAGUUUUGUCGAGAACGAGGCCGACUUCUGGAAAUGUGUAAACAAAUAUGAGUGCAUGUUGCGCAGUAUGGGCCAGCCAGUACUUCCGAAAGUUUUGCAGAAGCCAGAGCUGGAAAGAGCACAGCCAUAUCACAGGAGCAAGCACCUGUCCAUUCAACUGGAUGAGUCCGCCCUGCGCCAAGAACAAGAUAACGUUAGCGAGGUGCAGGCGCAGUUCCAGCAGAUACUGCUUAUCUACCUAGACUUUAAGCAGAAAGAGAAGUUUAAACGUAUUAAGAAAUUACGCCAGGCGCAGAGAAAUUUACCAAUUACCCGCUUCAAGGAUGAUUUGCGUGCGGCCAUGGACUCGUCCCGUGUGGUUAUUAUCGCCGGCGACACUGGAUGUGGAAAAUCCACUCAAGUGCCGCAGUUCCUCUAUGAUUUUGGAUACCGCAGCAUAGCGUGCACUCAACCGCGCCGCUUGGCAUGCGUGUCGCUGUCGAAGCGAGUGGCUCAUGAACUGCUAGAAGACUACGGCAGUAAGGUGGGCUUCCAGAUUCGAUUCGAGAGAAGAAAAACACAGCACACGAACAUCCUGUUCAUCACGGAAGGCCUGUUACUUCGCCAACUUGCGGUUUCUUCUAGCCUAGAUGACUAUGACGUGCUCAUUCUGGACGAGAUACACGAGCGGAAUCUGUUUGGUGACUUCCUGCUAGGUGUAAGCAAAUGUCUGUUGCGGAGCAAGCCGCAACUGAAACUAAUCCUUAUGUCGGCCACCAUCAACGUUGAACUGUUCCAAUGUUACUUUAAAGAGGAGGGGGCGCGGUUUCUACAGGUGCCGGGGCGCUUGUUUCCCAUAAAAUUGCGCUACAUGCCUCCCCCAGCGUUGGAGAUGAAAGCCGGACAAGCCACGGCUAGGUCUAAUCGUUCGCAGGGAACGCGCAUGGACCCAGCUCCAUUCGUGCAAGUCCUUAACCUGAUCGACCAGCAGUAUCCAUCCAGCCAGCGCGGGGAUGUCCUCAUCUUUGUUAGCGGCGUUAACGAGAUCGACACCGUAUGCGAGGCCAUAAAGGAGUACGCCGCCCAGCAAACGCACUGGCUCGUCCUGCCACUUCACAGUGGACUGGCACUGGCCGAGCAGGACAAGGUGUUCGACUAUGCACCCGAAGGCUCGCGCAAGUGCAUAGUAUCGACGAAUAUUGCCGAGACUUCACUGACUGUGGACGGUGUGCGGUUUGUUGUUGAUUCUGGAAAGGUCAAAGAGAUAAGCUACGAUGCAGCUUGCAAGGGACAACGCCUGAAGGAGUUUUGGGUCUCCAAAUCAUCGGCAGAACAGCGCAAGGGUCGCGCAGGUCGCACAGGGCCGGGGUUCUGUUUUCGUCUCUACUCGCAGCAGCAGUUCGAUGCGUUCGAGGCAUAUCCCACUCCAGAAAUCUACCGCGUCCCACUGGACACAAUGUUGCUGCAAAUGGUAUCCAUGGGGCUGCCUGAUGUCAGGGCCUUUCCCUUCAUUGAGCCUCCGGAAUCAGAGCGCAUCGAACAGACCAUUCUGGCACUAAAGCAGCAUGGCGCCGUUAGCAUGGAGGAGAAGAUCACCCCUUUGGGCAGCUCGUUGAGCAACCUGCCAGUGGAACUGUCAAUUGGCAAAAUGCUGCUAAUGGGCUGCGUGUUCCCGGAGGUGGAUCAGCUGUUGACGCUGGCCGCCAUGCUCAGCGUACAAAAUCCGCUUACCAGCCGUGCUUACACGGACGCGCACUGCGAACGGGAGCGCCAGAGUCUGGAAUCCACUCAGGGAGACCUCUUCACCCUGAUGAACGCCUACCGCGAGUGGCUGCAGCUGAAAAUGGCCCGGGAGAACACCAGGAAAUGGUGCCAUCGUCGAGGCAUCGAGGAGCAACGCUUCUACGAGGUCAGCAAGAUGCGCCAGCAGUUCCAGCGCAUCUUGGAGAGCUGUAACAUGGCUCCACCCAGCACGUCCGGCGCGCUGACCAGUGCCGAAAGAGCCAGCCGUCACGGAGAAGUGCGCCAGCUGAAGGCUCUCAAACGGCGCCAGCGGUUUGAGCAGCCCCGACACCCCAAGCUACUAAAACACCAGCACAGCGGUGGGCAGUACGAGGAGCCAGAUGAGAACUACGAGGACGUGCGUGACGUGGACUUUCGCCUGCGCCACGAUGCCCGCCAGCUCGCCCUACUUGAGCGCUCGGCGCGUCUGGAACGCAACAGGGACGUGGUUUUGCUGAAGCUGCUACUGGUAAGCGGCUUCUACCCGCAGCUGGCCAUUAGUGAUGAGUUCAACUACUGCAAAGGAGGGGGCCAACAGUUCUUUCACACUCGAAUGAAGCCAUUCAUUUCCUUGCAUCCGAACUCCCACUUCGCCAAGUACUACGAGUGCCUCAAGCUCGCCGAAAGUGACCUAAUACCGAAGCCGGCCUACUACACACCAAAGCAUCCACUCAGUGAGCGCCAUCAGCUGCUGUGCUAUCAGUCGCUACUAGAGACAGCAAAGCCAUACCUGAUGAGCUGCAUUCGGCUUCCAGUGGCCCACACGCUUCUCCUAUUUGGCUUCGCGAUCGAUACGAACGCAGACCUGACACAGAUGGUCUUUGACGGCUGGCUGUGCCUGGAUUUCCCUGUGCCCGACAGCGGGAUGAAGCUGCUGUGCCGAGCCAUCAAGCUGCGGCGCCGUUGGAGCAGCCUGCUCUGUAGCAAGCUUGAUGAGCUCAACGCCAGCCAGAAGGCUCCAGCUGUUACUUCCAAAAACAUCACGCUCUGGCACGAGCUUAUCGACUUCAUGGGACUGGAUGUGCCGUACGCCGUUAGUCGACUGCUGCCAGCUGAUCUCAAGAGGCUCUACACACACCAGACUCCAAUGCCGCUCCUUGAAAAGCUGCAGGGAAAUCCCUUCGACAUCGACUAUCCUCCGAGUCCCAACAUGACGAAGGGUGGCAUCAACGUCUCCGAAAACGUUGUGUACGGCUGUGUGGCGGACCAGCCGUGGACUCUGGCUAUGCAAGCGGCCCUCCAGGCACGGGCCUGGCAGUGCUCAAAGUGCGACUUUCAGCUGGAAAAGUGUGAUAUGCUCGAACAGCUGGUGCACCGUCAAGAGUGCAAGAAAGUGCGACCGGCCAGCCCAGUUCACGUACAGCAGCCACCCACAGCUCGCGUGGCAUCUAACUCUGGGAACUAUUUCUGUGAGAGCUGCAAACGCCAUUUGAACAUUUGUUUGCCGAUCGACAUUCUACGCCAUCGACGGCAGUGUGUAAAAGACAGAAAAUAGUGUUAGCCAUAGAUAUGAACGAAGCUCCAGCUAACUAACCUCAAGGAGAUAUUGCCUACUGCAUGGGGCCCCCUAUUCAAAUGGGUCCCUGCAAACAGAAAAAAUGCUGAAUGGUUUAUAAAUAUUCUACAGUUGGUGAGAGUUUAGCGAAUCAAACA
Messenger RNA from Drosophila persimilis, 3570 nucleotides. Its product is annotated as probable ATP-dependent RNA helicase DHX34. Gene Ontology annotation, biological process: nuclear-transcribed mRNA catabolic process, nonsense-mediated decay. The transcript is spliced from 7 exons. The record is from RefSeq and is a predicted model, not a curated record. Gene Ontology annotation, cellular component: intracellular anatomical structure. NCBI's taxonomy places the organism in Eukaryota, Metazoa, Arthropoda, Insecta, Diptera, Drosophilidae. The coding region runs from base 44 to 3412 and encodes 1122 amino acids. Gene Ontology annotation, molecular function: ATP binding; RNA binding.